UUGGCACCGGAAGUGAGCACUGUUAGCAUUCGGCUAAAAACACACAGUGAGUUGAGCUGCAAAAGUGAAGAUAAUCAUCUCGGUCUGAAUAUUUAAUCGAUUAUAAUUUAAUGAUCGAGGAUCAGAAGACAUCAGCAGAGCAGCGGUCAGAUAACACGCGAUGGAUGACAGUAAGAUGGUUGGUGGUAAAGUGAAGAAACCGGGCAAACGCGGCCGCAAACCAGCGAAGAUCGAUCUGAAGGCGAAGCUGGAGAGGAGUCGGCAGAGCGCCCGCGAGUGUCGCGCCAGGAAGAAGCUGCGGUACCAGUAUCUGGAGGAGCUGGUGUCCAGUAAAGAGAGAGCCAUCUGUGCCCUCCGAGAGGAACUAGACAUGUAUAAGCAGUGGUGUUUGGCAAUGGAUCAGGGGAAAAUCCCGUCUGAAAUUAAAGCUCUUUUAACCGGAGACGAUCAGAAGCCGCCGCAGAGCUCCAGCAACAAAACACCCAAGAACGGCAAGUACCACCAGAACAAGACGUCUUAGACGCACAGAAGACACGUAACCCAGUAUUGGUUCUGUAUGUUAAUGCUCACAGUGUUCACCAGACGCUUCAUUUAUCAGCUUUGACUCGUAGUUUGUUAGUAACGUGACGUCUCCGAGUUCAACAAGCUUUCUGUUUCCAUUCCCGGACGUCAGACUGAUGCGUCUAUAAUUCCAGUUCCAGCGGUGUGAUUUCUAACAUUUCUUCUUCUUUUAUAUAUUUAUUGUUGUAACUGUUCUCGCACCCAAAUCAUUUCUAAUGUAGUUCAUUCAUAGAGACGAAAGAGAUGGGAGCGUUUCUAUUCAUAUGACCGAAUGUGUGUGUUAUAACUGUUAUUCACUAACAUUAUAAAGCCUUUAUAAAGGCAGAAAUCAGAACGUCUUGCUGCACUUUACACGCGAGGAGGAGCUCAACGAUAGCACUUACUUUUGUAAAGAUGGAGUCUGUGGAUGGAUGUGUCAGGAAAUGUAUUUUUGUCACUAACUGAACUUUAAAAGCACUUUGAGAUCUGUGUGUGAGGUUCAUCUUUUGAAGCUUUUGGCCGGUUUGACAAAAUGAAUAAAUGAAAAGAUAUUGAAUCCUGAGCAGGUAAUAAAAGUCAUUUAUUUUAGACUUUGUUUAGAGCUUAAAUGUAUAUUUUUUAUAUGACAUGAUGUAUGAAAUGUGGAUUGUGAUUGUGUUACAUUUAGCAUUGUCUGAUACAACAAUGUAACAGUGUACAGUUGUUCUGUGAUCAUGAAUAUUAAUCAUCCUGGAUCUUAUUUUGCAUCAUGUUGCGCUCACGCUUCUGAUUAGUGUGGUUUAUUAAGUCAUAUUAAUGUGUUUUUGUGAUUUAUAAAGAAUGCUUUGAUUUGGCCAAUCAACACUGUUCAGACAUCAAAGUGUCACGAUUAUCUUUCCUAAACUUCUGCAGAAGACUCAGAUAUAUAAUAUACAUACAGCGAUCAGCCACAACAUUAAAACCACCUGCCUAAUAUACUCACAUAAGCGCUCUGUAUAAUAGUGUUGAGAUGUGGGAUGGCACAAUAUUAAUGUUGUCUGAUCGCUGUAUGUGAACUUCAAACGCCACAAAUGUGAAACAUUGUUUCUAACAUAAUCGGAUAAAUGAGCGCUUCAUGUUCUAAUUCUGCUUUCCUUCUGUGUUUGUGUCCCGCUGCAGCGCUACUUUUGUAUCAAACACACAGAAUAUGUUGUUGUAAUUCAGACGUUGUUUCAUUGUAUCCUGUUAUCCUGAAAUAGAAACUGUGUGUGUGUGUGUGUGUGUGUUUCAUUAAAGCCCUUUGCUUUCAU
This is a messenger RNA of Xyrauchen texanus (razorback sucker), 1808 nucleotides long. Its product is annotated as cAMP-responsive element-binding protein-like 2. The record is from RefSeq and is a predicted model, not a curated record. The coding region runs from base 161 to 520 and encodes 119 amino acids. Gene Ontology annotation, cellular component: nucleus. The transcript is spliced from 3 exons. Gene Ontology annotation, molecular function: DNA-binding transcription factor activity. Gene Ontology annotation, biological process: regulation of DNA-templated transcription. Lineage: Eukaryota; Metazoa; Chordata; Actinopteri; Cypriniformes; Catostomidae.